AUGUUCAAGCUAUCGAUGCUGUUGGGCCUGGCCCUAGUCCUGGCUCCCCUGAUGAUUCAGGCCAAAUCCUUGCCGGAGGUGCCCAUGCCCAUCUCCGAGAUUGAGGCUCGCGACAAUGGAAAUAUUGAGAAUCCGACCAUUCCACCCAGUAAUUUGGAUGAAAGUACCGAGGCACCGGCUACUGCGGCACCAACUGCAGCUCCUGGAACUACGGAGAAGCCUGCUACGGCUGCUCCUGGAACUACAGAGAAGCCUGCCACGGAAGCUCCUGGAACCACUGAGAAACCUGCCACGGAAGCUCCUGGAACCACUGAGAAGCCUGCUACUGCAGCUCCUGGAACUACGGAGAAGCCCGCUACUGAUGCUCCUGGAACUACGGAGAAGCCCGCUACUGAUGCUCCUGGAACUACGGAGAAGCCUGCUACAGAUGCUCCUGGAACCACUGAGAAACCUGCCACGGAUGCUCCUGGAACCACUGAGAAACCUGCCACGGAUGCUCCUGGAACCACUGAGAAACCAGCUACUAAUGAACCUGCUACCGAUGAACCCUCAACCGGCGAACCCUCAACCGAUGAACCCUCAACCGAUGAACCCUCGACCGAUGAACCUUCGACCGAUGAGCCCACAACCGAUGAACCCUCGACUGACACCACUGAAGAUGAUGGCAACACAACCACCGAUAGUGACGACGACUUCGGCAGCACCGCUUCCGACCAUGUGUGCGCAACCACCGGCUUCUUCCCGACGGAAAACUGCUCGCAGUUCAUUAUCUGCAGCUACGGCAAGGAAGGCAAGGAGCUGAAGCCCUUCAUCCGCAAGUGUCCGGGUGCUAUGCAGUUCGAUCCGGUGGAAGAGUUCUGCAGCGAGGAGUACGAUUGCGACGCUUAG
This is a messenger RNA of Drosophila serrata, 888 nucleotides long. It is a transcript of the gene Muc18B, whose product is annotated as Mucin 18B. Lineage: Eukaryota; Metazoa; Arthropoda; Insecta; Diptera; Drosophilidae. Gene Ontology annotation, molecular function: chitin binding. Gene Ontology annotation, cellular component: extracellular region. The record is from RefSeq and is a predicted model, not a curated record.